AUGAAGCUGGACCAGCAAUGGCUCUGCUGAAGGUUCUGCUGCUGCUGCUGGGGCUGGGUGUUUCAAUGAACUCACAUGUUUCUCUGUACAAGAGAAUCAUUGGAGGUCAAAACUGUAAUGACACGGAGCGUCUUUAUCAUGUUCGGCUGGAGGGCGACAAUGGUACUCAUACGACCUUGUGUGGAGGAUCUCUGAUCCACCCUGAGUGGAUCCUGACUGCAGCUCACUGCUGGAAGUCGGAGCCAGGAUGGACUACCACAGCAACGUUAGGAGUUCAUCCACGGACUGCUACACAGGAGAAACAAAUAAUCCAACACAAUCCUGUGAUUUAUGUUGACCAAUCGCAUCAGCAGCAUGACAUCAUGUUGCUGAAGCUUCAGAGACCAGUAAGAAAUAUCCGUCCUGCUCUGCUACCAACAUGCAAUAAUCGUCUUACGUUUGGUGCUACAGUUCAGCUGGCAGGAGAUGGACUAACGACAACCAGCCGCAAUAAUCAGCGAUCACUCCGUGCUAGUGGUAUUACACUACAUCUUCAGUGUGUCGACAUGAAAGUUACUGGUUUUUUCUAUUCGAUUAAAUCUGGGCAUGAAUUCUUUGCUGAAGCACAGAACAAGGAUGCUAACUUUGGUGACUCUGGUGGAGGAGUGGUGUUCAACAAGAAGAUUGUUGGUGUGAUUUCUAGCAGAGGAAAGAAUUAUGCAUUUCGGAAUCCAGUUUUUAGCAUGGAUGUGUGUGAUUACUUGGAGUGGAUAAGAAACACAACUGGGCUUAAUAAGCCUAGAAUAUCAUGAAAUAACAUUUGAUCAAAUUUCCUCUCAGAUGUAAUUUUAUUUUUACAUCUCCAUCAGUUUGUUCUAGAUGUUUGUAGAACUGUCAUAAAUUAAUAGGGUUUUUUUCUCACCUGACCUUGACCUCCCUAAUGGAGCUUUCUCUGCCUCAGAAAUGAAAAAAUAAAACAACAAAUGAAU
This is a messenger RNA of Xiphophorus maculatus (southern platyfish), 968 nucleotides long. RefSeq names its product anionic trypsin-2-like. Gene Ontology annotation, biological process: proteolysis. Gene Ontology annotation, molecular function: serine-type endopeptidase activity. NCBI's taxonomy places the organism in Eukaryota, Metazoa, Chordata, Actinopteri, Cyprinodontiformes, Poeciliidae. The record is from RefSeq and is a predicted model, not a curated record. The transcript is spliced from 6 exons. The coding region runs from base 18 to 791 and encodes 257 amino acids.